AUGGCCUCAGCAGGAGAACGUAUUUCUGAGGUGGCCAAGCAGGAAGGUGAUAACAGUAAAGGUUCAACAGCAGCACAAAUGCAAUCUAAUCUCUCGAAAGGCCGAAAUCUUGAAGAGACAGCUGAGCAAGUAGCCGGCAAGGUGGCAUCUAAUCCUUCGUCAGUAACGGAAGAGGAUGCCCAGACGUUACAAUCUCGCACUUCUCGUUAUCAGCGCGGCGGCCAACCACCAUCCGAUUCUUUAGCGGCACAAGCCCAAUCCGUGGCCGCAGGGAAUGAUCAAGGCGUUGGAUCUAAUACCACGUCUACUCUGACUGCGGAACAGCAGAGUCAGCUAGAUCGUGAAGCAAAUUAUAAGCAGCAAGCGGACUACGUCACCAAAAAGCUCGAGACGGAACCCGGCAAUGUGACAAGGGAGGAUGGAAAUACCAUGCACUCUCGUGAGCAGCGCGCCUUUAGGACUACCGAGAAAGGAGGGUUGAGCUCUGCUGCUAAGUCACAGGUUGCUGAGAAUGAGGGUACAAAAAAGUGA
Molecule: messenger RNA, 531 nt
Organism: Bacidia gigantensis
Lineage: Eukaryota; Fungi; Ascomycota; Lecanoromycetes; Lecanorales; Ramalinaceae
Exons: 2
Coding region: 1-531 (176 amino acids)
Source: RefSeq, a predicted model, not a curated record